AUGUACAAUGAAGAGCUUGGCGCUGGUUAUAUUCUGUUGGAGUUUAUCGAAAAACUCUCUUUGUGUCAUGUUUAUCACAAUCUACAAGAAAAGCCGCUUAUCGAAAUCAUUGGACACUUGGCUGAGAUAGCGAUUAGAGGACUUAAACUUGAAAAGAAAAUCGAGAAAAUCGAACAGAAAAACGCUUGGGAUGUUAUAUUGAAAGAUAUCGCCGAGUUGACGGUGACCGAGAAGCGCUUUAUCGACAUGAAAGUCGUUUUCCCCGAUCAAUCGACUCAAAUCGAUUAUAUCCUCCAAAAAUUCCCCUCAAUUUUCGCUGAUUUCCAAAAAUUUCAAGAUUUACGAAUGACAAAUUCUCCUAUUCAAUUGCUAUGUCACGGGGAUUUAUGGACGACGAAUAUUUUGUUUACAAAGGAUGAAAAAGGAGAAUUUCAAGUGAAAGCCUUGAUUGAUUGGCAGCUUUUCCAUAUUGGAUCCCCGGUGGAAGAUCUCGUCUUUUUGCUGUAUUCAGCUUUGGGACCAAAUGAGAUAAAAAGAACCAAUUUCUACUUACAAGUUUACUACGAUUUGAUAAAAAACGCCGUUGGGGAGGAGAAAUGUCCGUGGGGAGAGAUCAAUGAGCUUAUCAAACAAUACGAGAUCUCAUAUAUUCACAUGAUUUCCAUCAUUCAUCCAAUGAAUGUUAAUGGAUUUGAAGAUCAAAUAAUCGCUUGUGAUGAAAACGAGAUCGAUUGGUGUCGUGAGAACUUCGGACUCAAAAGUGCCGCCAUCACCGCCGAGUUGUGUCGAUGCUUCGAGAAAUGGAUUCAA
This is a messenger RNA of Mesorhabditis belari, 810 nucleotides long. The record is from the annotation of a GenBank genome assembly. NCBI's taxonomy places the organism in Eukaryota, Metazoa, Nematoda, Chromadorea, Rhabditida, Rhabditidae.